This is a messenger RNA of Mangifera indica (mango), 1868 nucleotides long. RefSeq names its product cytochrome P450 704C1-like. NCBI's taxonomy places the organism in Eukaryota, Viridiplantae, Streptophyta, Magnoliopsida, Sapindales, Anacardiaceae. The transcript has 5 exons. Bases 131 to 1654 code for a protein of 507 amino acids. The record is from RefSeq and is a predicted model, not a curated record. Gene Ontology annotation, molecular function: heme binding; oxidoreductase activity, acting on paired donors, with incorporation or reduction of molecular oxygen; monooxygenase activity.
AUGAUCCAGUUUAUAAUAUUAUAUAAUUCAGAUGUUCCACCAUGAAUUCUGAGAUACAGAACCAGCUCAAUAUAUAUAAUCAAGAUCUUAUCCAUCUCUUCUCAUUCGCAACACGAAAAGGAAAAACAAAAUGGGUAUCAUCUUGGCCAUCUUUGCCUUCAUUGCGUUCUCAAUUUUCUCUCUCUUUUUGCGCUUCUCUUAUCUCAUUAUCAAAUCCUACUAUGGCAAAUCUUUCAGAGACCCCAGUUAUGCACCGGUGUACGGUACUGUCUAUCACAAGCUCUUGUAUUACAACAGACUUUAUGACUACCACACUCAAGUUGGGAGAAAACAGCCCACUUUCCGAUUUCUUGCUCCGGCUGCAAGCCAAAUCUACACCACUGAUGUGAGAAACAUAGAACAUGUGCUACAAGUCAAAUUCGAUAAAUAUUCGAAGGGUGGGUAUAAUCAACUGGUUAUGAAAGAUCUUUUCGGCCAGGGAAUAUUGAAUGUGGAUGGAGAAAAGUGGAGGCAGCAGAGGAAGUUGGCUAGCCUUGAGUUCUCAACAAGAGAUCUUCAAAGUUACAGUUGUGCUGUGUUUAAAACAAAUGCAGUGAAGGUGGUCAAAGUAGUUUCGGAAUUUGCUAUUGCGGGUAGGAUCUUUGAUAUGCAAGAUAUGAUGAUGAAGUUGAGUUUGGAUUGGAUAUUUAAAGUGGCAUUUGGAGUGGAUUUGAAUUGCUUGAAUGGUUGGACCAAAUUCAUGAAAGCCCUUGAUGAAUCAAAUGCUUUGGUGUAUGGACGAUACAAAGAUCCAUUCUGGCAGAUAAAAAAGCUUCUCAAUUUCGGUUCUGAAGCUUCUAUUAAUAAUAAUCUCAAAGUCAUUGACGGGUUUGUGCACAAACUCAUUCAUGAUAAGAGGAAUUUUCUUGCCGUACAACAAGAUUACAGUCAGAAAACGGACUUGCUUUCAAGAUUUUUGGUGGCGAGUGAAGAAGACCCCGAGACAAUGAACGAUAAAUAUCUGAGGGAUAUAAUAUUGAAUUUUAUAUUUGCUAGCAAAGAUCCCAGUGCCACUACGCUCUCUUGGUUUUUCUACAUGCUCUGCAAGAACCCUUUGGUACAAGAAAAGAUUGUGCAAGAAGUGAGACAUAUCACUGGAAGUCAGGAAAAUGAAAUCGCCAACCUUGACGAUUUUGUGGCCAAUAUAACUGAAGAAACGCUUGACAGAAUGCAAUAUCUUCAUGCAGCAUUGGCAGAGACCAUGAGGCUAUACCCUGCAGUCCCCUUGGAUGGAAAGUGUGCAGAAGUUGAUGAUGUUCUUCCUGAUGGCUAUAGGGUUAAAAAAGGAGAUGGAAUUUACUACACCGCAUAUGCCAUGGCUAGAAUGCCUUAUAUUUGGGGAGAUGAUGCCGGAGAAUUUCGUCCUGAAAGAUGGCUUCAGAAUGGAAUUUUUCAGCCUCAAUCACAUUUCAAAUUCGUGUCUUUUCAUGGUGGUCCUCGGAUUUGUCUAGGCAAAGACUUGGCUUAUCGGCAGAUGAAGAUUGCAUCAAUGGCCCUUCUUCACUUCUUCCAUUUCAAAUUGGCUGAUGACACAAAAAAUUUAACUUACAAGACGAUGUUCUCACUUCACAUUGAUGGGAACCUCCAUCUUCGCGCAAUUCCAAGAAAAAGUUGAUGGAUUUCAAAUUUUGCAUAUAAAUGUUGUUAUAUGGUUAAAAUCUAUUUCAGGUUUACUCUUUUGUUGUAUCCAUACUGGUAGAAAAACUGCUUAUCUACCAAGGAUGUAUGUAUGCAUUAUGUACCUCAAAUCACAUGACUGACUUGGAAAACACUUAUGGCCUCAUUGUGGCCCAUGGACUCAAUAACACUGCUCUGUUUCUUUAGGUUCA